AUGGAUGAAGAAGUGAACAAUCUUUUGACACCAAUUUAUUACAAUAUAGAAAAUCCGAGUUCUUUUUCCUCAGCUAGCAAACUUUAUCACAUUGUUAAUGCGGAUGGGAAAAAAAUUGGUUACCACAAAAUAAAGAGAUGGUUAAAUGCACAAGACAAUUAUUCCUUACAAAAAACUCCCAGGCGUUCUUUUAGAAGAUUACGUGUGUAUACAACAGGAAUUGGUAACUUAAUGGACGUCGACCUAAUGCAAGUAAGUAAUUUAUCACAAUGGAACUCUGGAUAUAAUUUUAUACUAGUUGCCAUCGAUUGCUUUAGUCGACGUCUUUGGAUGCAACCAUCAAAGAGUAAAAAAGGUGUUGACAUAGCCAAAGCUUUUGAAAAAAUUCUGCAAACAGCAAAGGUAGACAAGAUCCGCUCGGACGUUGAUGGAUGUUUCAAGUCAAAGGUUGUUCAAAAACUUUUCAAGGAAAGAGGAGUGCGACAUUUUGUAACUAAGAACGAGAUAAAAGCAAACUAUGCAGAGCGUGUGAUACAAACCAUAAAAAAUAAAUUUUAUCGUUACUUUACUAAAAAGAGAACGUAUCGGUACAUUGACAAUUUACAAAAAUUUGUAAAGAGCUACAAUGCAACACCACACAGGUCCCUAAACUAUAUUGCACCCAACGACGUUACACCGGAAAACGAAGCGGAUGUAUGGGUUCAACAAUACUUGAAUAAAAAGAAAUCUCCUGAUAAGAAGAGUCGGCCAAAUACCAAAAACCCACAAAAACUUAAAACCGAAGCAGAUUUGAAGAGAAAAAGAAGAUUGCAACGGCGGAAGAGUUACAAAUUUAAAAUCGGUUCUCUUGUUAGAAUUGCUUAUACGCGACACAUCUUUGACAGAAGUUAUAGUCAAAAAUGGACGGAUGAGAUCUUCAAAGUUGUACGGAGAUUUAAAAAACAGAACAUCAAGAUUUAUAAAUUGAGCUCUUUUUAUAACGAUGAGGAAAUUUCUGGUGAAUAUUAUUCUGCUGAACUUCAGGCUGUUGAUAAAUCAGAUGAAUCACUCUGGGUUGUAGAGAAAGUUCUGAAAAAGCGUAAAAGGCGAGAAAAGACCGAGUUUUUAUGUAAGUUUCAAGGUUGGCCUGAUAAGUAUAACCAAUACAUUCCCGAGGAAGACAUUCAAACAUUAUCAUGA
This is a messenger RNA of Mytilus trossulus (common blue mussel), 1179 nucleotides long. RefSeq lists its product as uncharacterized. The record is from RefSeq and is a predicted model, not a curated record. Gene Ontology annotation, molecular function: nucleic acid binding. Gene Ontology annotation, biological process: DNA integration. Lineage: Eukaryota; Metazoa; Mollusca; Bivalvia; Mytilida; Mytilidae. The coding region runs from base 1 to 1179 and encodes 392 amino acids. The transcript has a single exon.